Gadus macrocephalus (Pacific cod) is the source of this 1595-nucleotide messenger RNA. RefSeq names its product epithelial membrane protein 1 (gene emp1a). The record is from RefSeq and is a predicted model, not a curated record. Gene Ontology annotation, cellular component: plasma membrane. The transcript has 5 exons. NCBI's taxonomy places the organism in Eukaryota, Metazoa, Chordata, Actinopteri, Gadiformes, Gadidae. The coding region runs from base 169 to 648 and encodes 159 amino acids.
UCCAGCUUUUUGGAGAAAAUGUUGAGGAUAUGGGUGGGGUUUUGAAGGAAAGGGAGGGAAUGAGCGGAGGGAGAAAGUAGGGUGAUGUGUAUCCUGUGGAUCCGCCGCUGUUGAGUGUUUCGGAUUGCAAACAAUUCUCGUGCGUCAAACUGCAUACAGUGAGCCAUCAUGUUGAUCCUGGCCGGGAUAGUCCUCCUGCACAUCACCACCAUCAUCCUGCUCCUGGUGGCCACCUUGGAUAAUGCUUGGUGGAUGACCGAUAAGCUGUCCACAGAUGUGUGGGGACGCUGGGUGCUCCAAGGGAACGACUGGCACUACAAGGAGCUGAACCUCGCCGACUACCCUAAAGAGUAUCUGCAGGUAGUGCAGGCCACCUCUGUCCUGGCCUGUAUCUUUGCCAUCUUGGCCCUGUUUGUGUUUGUGGCUCAGCUGUUCACUCUGGGGAAAGGACAACGUUUCACAUUCUCGGGAAUCCUGCAGAUGCUCUCUUGCCUGUGCAUCAUGAUCGCCGCCUCGGUCUACACCUCAGAGUUCAAGUUCCGACAGGAGGGCGGGUUUGGACACAGCUAUGUGCUGGCCUGGAUCUCCUUCGUCCUCACCUUCAUCCUGGCCGUCACCUACAUCGUCCUGAGGAAGAAGAGCGACUAGGGGGGGGGGGGGGGGGUGGGGGGAGAGAUUGGUCUUGGCUGAAAAUCAUUUGGGAAAGAUUUAUUUUUUAUUUUUUAAAAGGGGUUGAAUUGUAUUUGUCUUUCGAUGUGUUGAACCUGCCACAGAUGUGAAGAUGAAAGUCUAGAUGAAGUGGGGGGGGUUGAGACGCUAGUUAGGCUGUGUGGGGAGUUUUCCGGGGUUAGGAGGGGGAUGGCGGGGGGUAUCGAGGCAUUGGGAUGGGGUAACUCGAAAGGAUAGAUGUGAUGGAACGUAGUAGAGUUCCUGGGUGGGCGAGUUGUCUUAAUUCCUCUUUUGUGGCAGCAUGAUCCUAUGAUCAUAGAUUUACCCGUAAAUAAUUUGAUGUGUAUCGCCACUGUGCCUAAAGACAUUUAGAGAGCGAUGAUAAAAAAAGAUCUAUAACUGAGCCCAUAGCCAUUUCUUUUUGUAUAGUUGGUGAAGCUAGGAGGGGGAUGUAUUAGUCAUAAGCGUUUUCUGAGUAUACAGCGAGUACCAUGGGGUUACCUGUGAUUACAACGUUAGUGUCGGGACAGUGGUACUGUAUUGAAGAACACAAAGCAGGGCAAGAGAACUUCCACAUUCCCACUGCAGUACUGGAAUCAGGAAAGAGUCCCCAUGGCUUGACGCAGCGUGUACUACAAAGUUGUAUUGCUAUUUGAAGUAUAUGUGAAGUAAAAAAGUGGAGUAUAUCUUACCUUUUUAUGUUUGUGUACUCUGUGGCAUUGUAAACAUUUAUAAUAUUUGUAUACUUUUUUGAGUUUGAGACCAUGUUUGACUGUUGUUGUGUUGUAGUUGGCUGCUAUCUUAGUAAAGUACAUAUCAUUUGUACGUGUGAACAGAAAAUGAAUGGAGGACAAUGGGCUUUCCCGCCACCAUAGUACAUUGUAAGCCAUACCAUUUAUUAAUAAAAAGAAAAAAAAGAAACACGA